Messenger RNA from Molossus molossus (Pallas's mastiff bat), 2135 nucleotides. RefSeq names its product family with sequence similarity 174 member C (gene FAM174C). Gene Ontology annotation, cellular component: extracellular region. Lineage: Eukaryota; Metazoa; Chordata; Mammalia; Chiroptera; Molossidae. Bases 873 to 1325 code for a protein of 150 amino acids. The record is from RefSeq and is a predicted model, not a curated record. The transcript is spliced from 3 exons.
GGUGGGGAGGAUGUGGGGGUCCUCUAGAGAAAGCCUCUUCUGGCUUAGAUGCAGGGCACUAGCUGGAUCCAAACCAGACAAACUGGCCAGUUACUUGUCUUCUUGGGGUUGGUCUGGCGGCACACAGCCUGAAAGAGGAGGUGGUGGUCCCUGGGCCCCCUGAUCAGAGAUGUGCACCUGUCUCAGGGCCCCGGUGAAGGUAUUGGCACAGAAUGACCUUGGGCACCUUCAUCUGUGCUGCCCACAGGGUCAAGCUUGCUUCCUAAGCUGGAGACUUCCUGCUCUGGUUUGAGGUGCAGAAAGUUGGGAUUGGACCCUGAUUCAGAGGCCUUGGGCCUGUCUGCUCAACUAGCAGGGUGGGGAGGAUGGUGGCAGCAGACCCAGGGUUGGGUCAGUGCAGUGUGCUCAGGAUGGCUGAGGUGCUCACCACCACAGCCAAGGGUGAUUUCCAGGCUAGAACAGGCGCAGAAGCAUGAGAGCUGGGUGGGGACUGGAACAGCAAGAGUUUCUAGGGUCCCAUGGGAGAGGCCCCAAGUGGACAGUGCUGAACUUGGCAUGGUGUUUUACCCCUCUGUGUGAUUGGGAACCUUUUUCUUGGGAGGGCGCCAGCUCCCCUGUGGCCCAUAACCCUCUCUCUGGGCACCCAGCAUUUUUUGGUCCCCUGGAUGGCUGUAGCUAUUGAUUGCUCUCUGGGCCAGAAAGGACAGUCUGCUGUGGUGCGCGAGACCUAACUGCGUGAACAGCUGGUGGGGCGCAAAGCACUGUGGGAAUCGCCCAGGACAGUGCGAGGGGAAGCCAGGUAGGCGGUCAGUGGGCGGGGCAUUUCAAAGGAUCAAGCCCCGCCCCCGUAGGUGAUUGGUUGGCCCCGCCCCAUGCCAGUGAGUGAUGGGCUUGCGGGGGCGGGGCAUGGCCACCGCUUCCGCAGGGCGAUGGGGCUGUGUGUGCUGCUGUCGCUGCUCCUGUCGACGUUGCUGCUGUCACCGCUGCUCUGCGGAGGCCAGGAGGCUACUUCCUCGUUGCCGCACCCUGCGCAGGCUACGCUCUCGCCACGGCAAGUUGUGAUGAACGGGAGCCAGUCAGGCGCGUCACACAACCACACACACCCGUUGAUGCCGGGCUCCCCGGGCUCGCCGCUGUUGCGCUCUUUCUACGUGCUUACUGGCUUCAUUAGCCUGGCAGCGCUCUACUUCCUCAUCCGGGCCAUUAGGUUGAAGAAACCCCAGUGGAGAAGCUACGGCCUCCUGGCCAACACUGAGGACCCCACUGAGAUGGCCUCGCUGGACAGUGAUGAGGAAACCGUCUUUGAGACCAGGAAUCUGAGAUGAUAUUCAGGUCAGGUCGGGGAGACAGUGUUCCCAACAGCCCUGGGGGAAGGACAAGAGACAGGGCCCACUCCCAGUGCCUACACACCCGCCAAUUCUCCUGCUGGCCUGAGGGCUCAAGUGGGACCUGCCCAGCCUGCCUGAAGUCACCUCAGCCCUCCACCACCACAGGACUACACGGGAUGCCAGGUGCAAACCAGAGGGGCCCCCGGCAGCCCCAUCCAGGAUUCUGAGACCCUCUGGUUGGACUGUGAUUUGUGCUGCUGACCUUCCCUGUGGGGACACUGCUGAGGUCUGGCAGGCAGGUGGGCUGAGGGUCCUGUCUGGGAUUGCCUUCCCCACUGGCCUGGGGACAAUAAAGGCAGCAGUGGUUCUAUAGUUGGCACCCAACUCUACACUGGGCCAGACCUGGCAUCCUGGCUCACAGACAGGGUGGAUGGCAAACAGGGCUUGUUCCGGGCCUCGUUUUUCUUAUCUGUGAUCACGCUGGGCUUCUUUGGCUUUGUCCCCAGCUGUCCAGAGGGCCCAGGAAGUUCCUUGGGGUAGAUGGUGAUGGGAGGACCUGCCAGUCAUUGCCUCUGGGCCUAGAGAAAUCUAUUCAUCCAUCAAAGGCACUAUAUAGGGGCUCCCUGUUUUGUGCUGCCUUCAGCCUGGGACCUCACAAGGGCCAUGUAUUCUGGGAUCCUUGCUUCACUCUAUUCACACCACCAGCACCUUUGGGACUGUAAUGUAGAGGGACUGGAUCUUCCUGCAGCCUCAGGACCCCUUUGCCCACCAUGCCCCUCCCCUGUCAGACUCCCAUGGAAUUAUCGA